Molecule: messenger RNA, 1614 nt
Organism: Vombatus ursinus (common wombat)
Lineage: Eukaryota; Metazoa; Chordata; Mammalia; Diprotodontia; Vombatidae
Gene: SLC45A2
Product: solute carrier family 45 member 2
Exons: 8
Coding region: 1-1614 (537 amino acids)
Biological process (GO): transmembrane transport
Cellular component (GO): membrane
Molecular function (GO): sucrose:proton symporter activity
Source: RefSeq, a predicted model, not a curated record
AUGAGUGGCAGCAGUGGACAGACUGAGAUUCAAAAGUACAUGUCCCUAGCUAAGUUUGGCCUCUUUGACCAUACUGAACCCCCCAGAAGAUCUGUAGGCAGACUUAUCAUGCAUAGCAUGGCUAUGUUUGGCAGGGAGUUUUGCUAUGCUGUGGAAGCUGCUUAUGUGACCCCAGUGCUACUCAGUGUGGGCCUGCCCAAAAGUCUGUACAGUAUAGUGUGGCUCAUUAGUCCCAUCCUGGGCUUCAUGCUGCAGCCAGUAGUGGGAUCAGCCAGUGAUCACUGUAAAUCCAGAUGGGGCAAACGGAGACCCUACAUCUUGACGCUGGGCAUCAUGAUGCUGCUGGGUAUGGCAUUGUACCUCAACGGGGAUGCUGUUAUUUCAGCUGUGAUUACUAAGCCAAGCAAAAAACUGACGAUCUGGGCAGUAACUAUCACCAUGCUGGGUGUAGCACUCUUUGAUUUUGCAGCUGAUUUUAUUGAUGGCCCCAUCAAAGCCUAUUUGUUUGAUGUUUGCUCCCAUCAGGAUAAAGAGAGGGGUCUCCAUUACCAUGCACUCUUCACAGGUUUUGGAGGUGCUCUAGGUUACCUUUUGGGUGCGAUAGACUGGGGACAUUUGGAACUGGGAAGAUUGCUGGGCACAGAAUUUCAGGUCAUGUUCUUCUUCUCGGCUCUGGUGUUUACCACCUGUCUCAUCAUACACUUGUGCAGCAUCCCUGAAGCACCUCUUUGUGAUAACCAAGAAGACAGCACACUGCAGCACCUCCCACAGGGCCCUCUGCUGAUGCAAAAUGGAGGCUAUACCUAUGGUUCUCUAGAGAGAGUCAAAAAUGCUUUUAUGAGAACAGAGCAGACUGAACUAGCCACAGCAAAACUGGGAGAAGCCAAGGAAAAUAAUGGGGAGCGGACUCAGAGCAAGAUGACCAUGAAGUCUUUGCUGAAGACUAUUCUGAGCAUGCCUCCUCACUACCGCUAUCUCUGUGUCAGUCACCUCAUUGGAUGGACAGCUUUCCUUUCCAACAUGCUCUUCUUCACGGAUUUCAUGGGACAGAUUGUGUACCACGGGGAUCCUUACGCUCCACGCAAUUCUACCAGUUUUCUCAUCUAUGAAAGAGGAGUGGAAGUUGGAUGCUGGGGCUUGUGCAUCAAUUCAGUGUUUUCCUCAUUGUAUUCUUACUUUCAGAAAGUUCUGUUAUCCUACGUGGGGUUGAAAGGCCUUUACAUUAUGGGGUAUCUGCUCUUUGGCCUGGGGACUGGAUUUAUCGGACUGUUUCCCAAUGUCUAUUCCACUCUGGUGCUGUGUGCCCUCUUUGGAGUGAUGUCGAGCACUCUGUACACCGUGCCCUUUCAACUUAUUGCUGAAUACCAUCAAGAGGAGGAGGAGGGACAAAACCAGCAACAGGACACAGGGAUGGCCUCCAGUGGUGGCAGAGGGAAGGGAAUCGACUGUGCAGCCCUGACCUGCAUGGUGCAGCUGGCUCAAAUCCUGGUUGGAGUAGGCCUGGGGUUCUUGGUCAUCUCUGCUGGGAGUGUGAUUGUGGUGGUGAUUGCGGCUUCAGCUGUGGCCUUAUUUGGCUGCUGUUUCACGGCUCUCUUUGUUAGAUAUGUGGAAUAG